Cinara cedri is the source of this 3276-nucleotide messenger RNA. NCBI's taxonomy places the organism in Eukaryota, Metazoa, Arthropoda, Insecta, Hemiptera, Aphididae. The record is from the annotation of a GenBank genome assembly.
AUGAACUCGGAAUUCGCCAACUCGUCGAUUUCCCUGUGGGACAUGUUUUACGUGGGUAAUACUCGUCGACACAUGCACAAGGACGUCGAACACAUACCGCAGCAUAUAUACGCACAGGUAAAUUGUAUCUGCGCCUAUAAUAUAAUACCAUAUAGUAUAUAUACACUGUAAACACAAAGCAGGAUCAGUCACAAGAUAAUAAAUAUACAGCUGUGAUAUUAUAAUUCACAAUACUAUAAAUCGAUCGGAAACACGGCUAAAGGCACAGCAGAAUAUAAUAACAAAAUAGUAUUUAUUUUUUUAUUAAUUGAAAUAUUUUAUCGACGAUUUCUUCAGGCUUGGCCAUAUUUCUUGAUUCUGUUGGUGUUAGAAAACGGAUUGCGAUUAUGGCAAAAAAAAGAUGUGCUCAGACUCAACGACAGCAUAACAUCGAUGAGCCACGCCAUUUUGCAAGAGCUGUUCGCCAAGUAUGUGUUUAUAUAAUAAUAAUAAUAAUAAAUAAACAAUGAAACGACUGCCCCAUUUGAAUGUGUUUAGAUUCGUAUUUAGAGGCUCGGAACAUUGUUUAUACUUUUGGAUUUAUGCUAACUAUAAAAUUUACGAACUUCCAUGGGAUUCGACGGGAAUCUGGUGUUUUGUCGCGAUUGCAGUUGAUUUCUGUUAUUAUUGGACACACAGAGCCAGCCACGGUGCAAACUUCUUCAUUGUCUGUAAUGCAGAGGAAAAAACACGGUUAAUAUGAUUUAAAUUUUUUAGAAAUUCACAUUUUUUGGGCACAACACCAGGUCCACCAUAGUUCCGAGGAAUUCAACGUCACCGUCGGUGUUAGACAGUCGGUGUUUCAGAGUUUAGUCGGAGUUGUAAGUGAUAGAAAAAAAAAAAAAAACAAAUAUUGUAGUAAACCUUAAAUUUAUUUUAUAGCAACCGUGUUAAAAUAAUAUGUAAUUUGUAGUUGUGCUACGUACCUCUUGCUUUGAUCGUUCCACCGGUUUUACUGUUGGUACACCAACAGUUGAAUUUAUUGUACCAGAUUUGGAUUCACACCGAAACGAUAUCGACGCUUGGACCGUUGGAUUAUGUUCUGAACACUCCGGCCUAUCACAGGGUACACCACGGUAUAUGGACUGAUGUAUAUAAUACCAUGUAUUUUGUGUCCAGCAAGCCAAUUGCAGUUGGAACAAGUAUUCUUAAUGAAAUUGCGUAAAAUUUCAUAUUUUUAGGGAGUAAUCUGUAUUGUUUGGACAAGAACUACGGUGGCGUUUUAAUUGUAUGGGAUCGGAUUUUCGGGACGUUUCAAGAGUUGCGCCCGGACAAGCCGAUCACCUACGGUCUAGUGUACCAGAAAAAUACGUUUAACCCACUGGCCUUGCAAGUAAAAACACUUUAUCGCAUAUAAAACAUCACUAUUAUUAUAUGUAGAUUACGGGGUCAGGCUAAUAAAAGUUACGUGUACCAAAGUUACGUAACUCAGUUAAUUUUAACCUAAGUCCUGUGUUGUGGUUUUGUCUAGAUUGAUACAUAUGUUAAUUGAAUCGUCUAUAUGUCUUUUUUAAUCGAUUGAAAUAUAUUUAUUAAAAAUUAUAGGUAAAUGAAAUAGUUAUUAAGUUACAUCAAUCACAUAACUUUAAUGAGACAUCUAGAUGUGUACCAAAUCUGUACCUUUUAUAGAUGCAAUUUUUGUUGACAAUAUAAAGUUAAAUGUGUUCGAAUAAUCAAAUUCAAAAAUAAAUAUUAAUUCUUGUACGUUAAAUAUCGUGAAAAUAAAAAUUUGGAUCAUAUAAAAUUGAAAAUAUACAAAAAAAAUAUUCUUUAGAAAUACAAUGUAAUAUUGCAAAUUAAAUAAUAUGAGACUUCUCAAAAACUAGCCGAUAACGAUAAUUUUCAAAAACUACAUUAUAAUUAUCGCACAUCAUACAUUAUUUAGUCGAUAAUUUAAUGUAAUAUGUAACUAUAGAUAUGUAUACAGAUGCUUCAUUUUUAAGUUACUUCUAAUGUAUCGUAAUGAUAGUUUUAACUAUUUGAUUAACUCGGCUAACCAUGCAGUAUAAUAUAUACAUCAUGUAAUAAUGGCUUUUAUUGUUUAUUAUUUUUCGUACCUAUAGUUUUUUUACAACUUUCACGUGUUCCAUAAGUGGAACAUUAUGAAGGGCUGGAAGAACAAAUUAAGAUCGGUCGUCAAAGGCCCGAGUUGGAUACCCGGUCUGUCGUGGACGGGUCACGACGGAAGGCGUGCUAGCGUAAUUGACUACAUCAUUAUAAUAUUACCUAAACUAUACCUACUGUUUUAAACAAUAUACUAUAUACCUGGUAUUUUUUUUUUAUUUUAAACACCGACGUCAUUUGAUUUAGGUUCCUGGACGCAGAAAAAAAUACGACGUGAAAAUAUCGUUUGCGUUUAAGUUGUAUUUACUAAUCCAUUUUGUUGCGGUCAUUUACGGAUAUUCCAUUUAUUUAACGGAAAUACCUCGUUUGGUAAGUUCAUGUAAACUACAUGAUAAUAUUAUUACACUAUUGUCGCAAUGGUUAUCUGCAAUUGCAGUUAUUGCAGAUAAUUUGAAGGGAUUACAUUUUUGUAAACUACAAUGAUAUUAAAAAUAUUGGGUUAGAUAAGUAGCGUGCAUAUAACUUUUGUAUGGGGGUGACUGGGAAAAGACAAUGGCAAUAAAUUUCUUCGUGAGGGAAUAAUGUUUUUUUUAAUCUAUAUAUGAAUUUGUGUUAUGUAAAAAUGAAAAAAAGCAAUGGGGAGGGGAUCAGACUCUUUCCCCCCAUUUACCUAUGUGUCCCUAGGUUAAAUAAUAAAAUAAAAAAAUGUACAAAAUGUUAAUAAUUCACACAAAAAACAAAUAUAUUAUUUUAUUACAAUAAUCAUUAUUAUUCUAACCACUUAAAAUUAAUAAAACAUUAAUAACACACACACACACACACUCGAUACAUACAAACAUUUUGGUUUGAACAUUGUUUAUAUGACGCGAAUCUGAUGUACGAGGUUACCUCACAAAAUAGCUGAUUCACUAAACUGUUUACCCGAUAUGCGUCUGAUGCGGGAGUAAGGCAAAUUAGGAUGAGCCAUUAACAGCUGUGAAAAAGAAAUUGGUUUACACGACGUAAAAACUGGCGAAUCGCCUUUGAUGUGUGUUCAAAAACUCACUACAGUACAGUGGUCCGGUUCGCUGUGAGGCCGCUUCGCGCGAAAUCACGUCUCGCCUCGUCGCGCACGAUGUGACUCGCGCAUCAGAUUCACGUCUUGUGAUCCCAGAUUUAGGAUAUAAUUAUUAA